UUUUUUUAUUUUACUAUACUACUUCUCUCUGUACUAUACAAGUACUCCUUUCUAGUUUUAUUACCCAGUCCCUACUUCUCUCUCUCUCUCUCUCUCUAUCCUGAGAUUUUUUUGGGCUGCUCAAUCAUACAUCUUUUGGGGAGCGCCAAGAAUGGACCCGGAAGGGGUGAGGCUGACCCGGUUGGUUACUUGUAGUGCGGUGAUCGCCGGCGGGACGAGUUCCGAUGGGGAUACGCCUCGGACGACGACGCCGUCGUCGUCCUCGUCGUCGUCGGUGGUGAAUCAGAUUCUUCAGCUCAUCUGUUCCGACGAGGCGGGGGAUAAAAUCCAUGCCGCCAUGGAGAUCAGGCGCCUCACCAAGACUUCCCAGCGCUACCGACGCCACUUCUCCGGCGCCGUCGGCCCUCUCGUCGAUAUGCUCCGCUCCGGCUCCGUUGAAUCGAACGAGGCCGCGCUCCUCGCCCUUCUCAAUCUCGCUGUUAAGGACGAAGCAAAUAAGGUGAGCAUCAUAGAAGCUGGUGCCCUGGAACCGAUUAUAGGUUUUCUUCAGUCCAAGAAUGCGACUCUGCAAGGGCAUGCGACUGCGUCGCUCCUCACCCUGUCUGCUUCUCCUGUCACGAAGCCGAUUAUAAGUGCUUCUGGUGCAAUCCCUCUUCUCGUGGAAGUCCUAAGAAAUGGGAGCCCGCAGUCUAAGGCUGAUGCUGUGAUGGCUCUUUACAAUCUGUCGUCUUAUGAAGGGAAUAUAAGUCCAAUCCUUGAGACGGAACCGAUUCCUGGUAUAGUUAGUUUGCUGAAAUCCUGUAAAAGAUCUUCGAAAACAGCUGAGAAAUGCAUUGCUCUCGUGGAAUCUUUAGUUGGUUAUGAGGAGGGUAGGACCGCGUUGACAUCUGAAGAAGGCGGAGUACUCACGGUGGUAGAAGUGCUCGAAAGCGGGUCCCUUCAGAGCCGAGAGCAUGCUCUUGGAGCCCUUUUGACAAUGUGUGAGAGUGACCGGUGUAAAUAUAGGGAACCGAUUCUUAGAGAAGGCGUAAUCCCGGGGCUCCUAGAGCUGACGGUCCAAGGAACACCAAAGUCUCAAGCAAAGGCUCAAACGCUCCUAAGAUUGCUCCGAGACUCCCCUUUCCCGAGGUCCGAGCUUCAGGCUGACACGCUAGAGAACAUCGUUAGCAAUCUCAUAUCACAGAUAGACGGGGAGGAGCAACCGGGAAAGGCAAAGGAGAUGCUUGCUGAAAUGGUGCAGGUUAGCAUGGAGCAAAGCCUGAGGCAUUUACAGCAAAGGGCGCUCGUGUGCACUCCGGGCGAUCUGUCUGUCACUACCUGCACCUCAAAAAUUCCUUCAAAAUGAAGAACAUUAUCCCCGCUUUUCUUCCCUUAUCCCGGGUUGCCUUCCUGCUCCCUCUCUUGUAAUUGCGAGCUUUGUGAUCUCAGUUUUCUGUGCUAGGAAAUAAGAUCUCUCUAUAGUAAAAGAAUGCCAGUCCAGGCCCUCGUUACGGGUAUCUGGUGACUGGUCAAUGUCGAUAAAUCUAAAAAGGAAAUCACAGUGUUUGUAAGCAUAGCUUUUAACAUGGCUUUUGUAACAUACUGUGUAUUGAAGAUUACAUGAUCUGUGAGGUUUAUUAAUUCUCUCUUUUUUUAUUACAAUUA
Molecule: messenger RNA, 1644 nt
Organism: Ipomoea triloba (trilobed morning glory)
Lineage: Eukaryota; Viridiplantae; Streptophyta; Magnoliopsida; Solanales; Convolvulaceae
Product: U-box domain-containing protein 4-like
Exons: 2
Coding region: 152-1345 (397 amino acids)
Cellular component (GO): cytoplasm; nucleus
Molecular function (GO): protein binding
Source: RefSeq, a predicted model, not a curated record